Messenger RNA from Caenorhabditis angaria, 869 nucleotides. NCBI's taxonomy places the organism in Eukaryota, Metazoa, Nematoda, Chromadorea, Rhabditida, Rhabditidae. The record is from the annotation of a GenBank genome assembly.
AUGUUUCAUUGUGUGAGUUUGAAUUUUGAAAAUGCUUCAUUUUUGCUGAAACAUUAUUCACGUGAACUUUGACGUGGUAGCUAGAUCGUUUCUAGAAACAUUAUUUCGAAAAUAAUGUUAUUAAAAAAUUGUCAGGAGAUUUUCAAUGUGCCUGAUUCUCUUGACUAAAAAAUCGAAAAGUAAACAAUAUUUUUCAGACCGUUGACAUCGAUGAAAAUAUUGAUGAAGAUCUUGCGAAAUAUUUUUGCCGAGUUGAUUUAUGCCUUCGCAAUUCUUUCGAAUAUGAUCUUUAUGAUCCAUUCGAUAUCUUCUGGCGAAAACUACCGUAUACUUUAAAUUUAUGUGGAACAAAUGCUCAAAUGAGUUUGGUCAAAAUAGAAAUGAAAAAUGAAUUGACAAUUUAUAAAGUUAAUAAUAUGUUAGAACGAAAAAAUCGAAAAGAAAAAUGUGAUGGAAUGAUCGUAAAUAUAGGAAAAAAUAAAGAGGAAUUGAAUAUUGGAAACUGUGCUAUGAAUUAUUACGAUUAUUCAACUCAUGAAACACUUGCUGGAAUUUUACAGUCACACAACAAAAAUCUAGAUUUUCUUGUUAUUUAUCAAGCCGAUUCUUUAUCGUCUUCAUAUAUUUUGUUUCAACAUAUCAUCUCGAAUUUCGAUAAUAUUUGCCAAAUCAAUUUUGUCUAUUCACUUCCCAAAUAUUCUGAAGAAAACGGGUUCCGCGAAUCACUUCAAAAACUUCGAAAAGACUCCAAAUUUCUACUUCUUGCCGGUUCAAAAGAUCGCUUAAAUAUGCAUCUCAAUUUAUUUUUUGUGAACAUGAAGAAUCGAUAUUGUAGGGAACGCUAUCUUCGAUAUUUCACUUAUUUUUAA